AUGAAAAUCAAGGUGCUCGGAGUCGUCUGGGCAUUAGCUCUGCUAGUUAUGGUGCACGCUGCUCCUGAUGAUACAAACCUUGAAAGUCAAACAGACGUCCAUCCGAUCGUUUCUGAGCUAACAACAAAGCCUGAUGAAAAUUCAGCCGCUGAAAAAAAUAAAACUGAGCCAACAACAAAGCCUGAUGAAAAUUCAGCCGCUGAAAAAAAUAAAACUGAGCCAACAAAAAAGCCUGAUGAAAAUUCAGCCGCUGAAAAAAAUAAAACUGAGCCAACAACAAAGCCUGAUGAAAAUUCAGCCGCUGAAAAAAAUAAAACUUCUACAGAAAAACCAGCUUCUAGUGAAAAGCCAGACGCAUCUUCAACUCCUGAUGAUACAGAUGACGAAUAUAUAACUGAGACGGAGAUAGUAGAAUCCAAAAGAAAACCGACCACAAAACCAGCAACAACUAUGAUCAGAACACCAGCUGCGACCAGAAACCCACCGUCAACUCGUAGGCCAAUUCUAACGGCAACUGGAGGUUCAAUAAAAAAACCAAAGCCAGCAAAUGGUGUCUCUGCUGAUCAUCCAGCCACUCAAAUGAUUUUCCUGACCGUUUGCAUUGUGAUGGGAAACGUACUCCUACGUUAA
Sitodiplosis mosellana (orange wheat blossom midge) is the source of this 630-nucleotide messenger RNA. RefSeq names its product serine-rich 25 kDa antigen protein-like. The coding region runs from base 1 to 630 and encodes 209 amino acids. The transcript has a single exon. NCBI's taxonomy places the organism in Eukaryota, Metazoa, Arthropoda, Insecta, Diptera, Cecidomyiidae. The record is from RefSeq and is a predicted model, not a curated record.